Lymnaea stagnalis (great pond snail) is the source of this 12762-nucleotide messenger RNA. Lineage: Eukaryota; Metazoa; Mollusca; Gastropoda; Lymnaeidae. The record is from the annotation of a GenBank genome assembly.
AGACUGUAACAGUUGACACAACUUCAACUACCACUUUUUUUUUUCUCCUUAAAAUAACACUGCUAUAACUAUAACACAUCCAUAUAUAUAGUUUCAAUAACUAUACUUAUACCAUUCUAUAAUCCCCACCCCUUCACCUAGUAGGCCUAAAGUUGUUAUUUUUUAUGUUCUAUCACAACAACAAUGGCCGCCUGCUUGUCAAUUUGAAAUUCGACACGCUAUUUAGGCAUAAAUCCCUAAGCCAAUACUCAUUUGGCAGCUUGAUUAUGGUUAUAAUUAUUAAAAAUAACUUAUUUUCAAUGCACAGGUCACUUAUCACUAUCCUCUAUACUCUAUAUUUAGCGAAAAAGUUUUAGGUGCGAAUACUUCGCAUGACUUUUUAAAAAAGGUAACUUAAAGUUUAAGUACUUAACUAACUAAUAAUAUAGUCAUUUGACAUUUUCAUGAUCAUCAAUUUUGUUGAAUUAAUUUGGUCCUCUUCACCCACUGAACUUAACUCUUAAAUUAAUACUUAUUUAGCAGUAAGCUUCGGUAACUAAAGUAACUUGAAUGAAUUCAAAUCCAACUAAGCUAACUUAGUGAAUUAUAUCCAAACUAGUAAUAAACAAAACACAAUUACUAUACUGUACUAUUACCAAUACUAAAGUCGUAAUACUAUUAAAAUUAAUAGGCUACAAACUAUGGGCACUUCGGUGUAGCCGGGAAACACUAGAAAAUCGGGUAUGUUAAUUUCGUUGUCAAAAUGGCGACCUUCACUUUUUAAUUUACAGAGAGGGUAUCAUUGUUUUGCCUUUCAUUGUCGAUUUUUAGCAUAAUAAUAAAUUCUACAUCCACCAUUUAUUUCAAGCCCACAGCUUGGUUGUUCUUUUGAGAAUUAAUUUGAUUAUUUAUUUUGUGGUGAAGGUUUGAAAAGGGAAGUUGAUAAUAUGUAAACUUUACUAUCGAUAACUUUUUGAAAUAAAAAUAGGUCCAAUAAAAAAUAAGGGUUUCUUUAAUUAUAACAUCAUUUAUAACGUACCCAAAAUUUAUGAGUGUAGACUGUAGGUUGUGGUCAAAAACGAAAAUCAAAGAGGUCACUUUUUAGGCUAUUACUAUUGUAAUUUGUCAUCAUGGUGACUGUGCUUGUCUGCACAUUAUCUGUUAUCGAUAGCCGCCAAAGGUAGUUAAUAAUAAAUUAAAUUGGUUAUCCAGAAUAUAAAUAGGAAAUAUAACACAUAAUAAAUCAUUUUAAACAGUGCUUUUUAGUAAAAAAAAAUAGGUGCCGGUACUCAGUGAUGGAUUGCCUAGCUUUUAACUACCAGUUCGCACCUCGAUGCAAGCUAAAUCACAACUGCAAAGAUACUAAAUGUCUAAAACAAUUUUAUUUUAUAAUUAACCAACUUAAAUUGUUUUAUUAUUACUUUAUUGGUAUACCAUAUUAAUUAAUAAUAAUAAACGUUAAAAUACAAGAAAAGUAAUAAUUUUUUCCCCACAUUGAAAAAGGUGCCAGUACGCCGUACCGGUGCCAAUCGGCACAAAAAAGCACUGAUUUUAAAUAGGCUGUAGCACCACAGUCACAGAGAUGGAUUAUCAGCAAAUAUCAGUGGUUUUAAUUUUGGUGUUGGUUGCUAUGGACAUGAGAUUGAUAACCACCUGCCAUUUGUCUUUGACUUAGAUAAGUUUAGUAAAAGUAUUAAGGGCUGUUCGCAAAUUAUGUCACGCUCAGGUGGGGUGGUGGGGGGGGGGGCUGUCGAUAAUUUGUGAAAAAAGCAAAAUUUGUGACAUACCAAAUAUUUUAUUCUUGUCAAUCUAAAAUUUUCUGAUAUUGAAAAAUAUUUAUUCAAUUAAUUUUAAAAACAUUAAGUAAAGUCAAAAUUGCCUCAGGUAUAUUAAGUACCGUGAAACUCAGUCGUGCACACCUUCUGAGCUUAUCGAAAAAUGACACAAAAACUGUUGUAGCCAUUUUACAAUCGGCAUGGGAGGAAUUUGUUGUUUUACAUCACAGUUUUCUAAUAAUACUACAGCUUAAUCCAUUAUGAGAACAUGGGGUGGGGGGUGUUAAGAAUUUAUGACACUUUGCGACCGGGGGUGGGGGGGAGCUGAAAAGGUCAUUUUUUGCGUGACGUAAUUUGCGAACGACCCCUAAUAAUAGUAAUAAUACUAUUAUAAAUGAUUUGAGGAGUGAGAUAAAUAGCCUUUAUUACAACUAAUUUAUUUAUAUAUAAAUAUAAAUAUAUUAUAUUAUCUAUAUAUAUAUAUACAUUAUGAUAUUUAGUGUGUAUGCUCCAACUCUUCAUUCGACUCCAGGAGAGAAAGAUUUGUUCUAUGAGGCCCUGGACCAAGAAUUAUCAUGUGUUCCUAAAACCGAAGCAUUGUACAUUCUGGGAGACUUUAAUGCUAGGGUAGGAGCUGAUCAGGAAGUCAGGGUUAUCACUGAUUAGGAAGGAUUAAUGAUAACAGACAACGUCUGCUGGAGUUUUGCUGCUCCCAUGGUCUCUGUGUUACCAACACCUUCUUCAAAUGUUAACAAAUCCAAAAGGUGUCAUGGAUACACCCACGUUCCCGCCACUGGCACUGGCUAGACCUCGUCAUUACUAGGCGCGUGGAGCUAGCCAGUGUACUUCAUACCCGCAGCUACCUUAGUGCCAACUGUGACAUGGACCAUUCUCCCGUAGCAAGCAAGAUACGACUAAUGCCCAAAAAAUUAUAUAAUGCUAAAAGAAGUGUCGUCCACGAAUUAACAUCCACUGCUCAAACAACCCAGAGAAAACGCAGCAAUUCACAAAAGUGUUGGAUGAUACCCUUACUAAAGGAUCAUCCGAUGGUACCAUUGAGUCUUAAGUGGACUCUUUUACGAGAUGCUGUGUACGAUUCAACCAUGUCCGCCUACGGUAAAAUGGAGGAUAAAAAUAAUGACUGGUACAAGGUGCAUUGUAAUGUGAUGGAACCCGUAAACAAGAGGAAGAGAAUAGCCCUUCUUGCCUAUCGGGAUGCACCUUGUGCUAGUACACUACAGGCUCUCCGAACCACAAAAAAAAUAUCAUAGCAGACGGCCCGCCACUGUGCCAACACUUAUUGGCUAGACCUUUGCAACUCUAUAUAUAUAUAUAGAUAUCAUAUCAUAUAUAUAUAUAUAAAAGUGAAUUUUUGUGGCGGUGUGGAUUUUUACAUGGAUUGUUGGAUCUUGACCAAACUUGGCACAUAUAUCCAUCAUUAUCCAGAAGGAAUUCUUGAGGAGUUGUAAACUUUUAUAACAUUCCGUAUGGGGCCGGGGCUCUAAAAUGUCAUUUUUUCUUAUAUGAGCUAUAAAAUAAAAUGACCAACAAAUACUCCUACAUGAAUAGAUGGAUCUUGAUCAAACUUAAUACACGUACACUUGAUUAUCCAUAUUCAUAUACCAAAGGGUAAUAAAAUCUAAAUAUACAUUCUCUGGGGCCAGGGGGCCCAUUUUAUUAUUCCUUAUAUAUGCUAUAUAAAUAUUAACAGGCUUAGACAAUGUUAUAGGUUCUAUAUGAACUGAUGGAUAUAGUUGAGCUCUGUUGUUCACAUAUGCCUGGUACUGUAAUGGUUGGCUAUAUAAAGUUCCUGAUGGUUGUGGUUCUGUAUUGCUUCUCUUUCGAACAAACUUCUUUCGUACAAAUAUCUGGUAACCAUUUAAAAAUGCAUUGCCUUUAUUUUUUCCUGCAGCUUAACAAUGCGGGUACUCCAUGCAACUAAGAUACAUUCCACUCACAGUGUCCUUUUGCAGCAAGUACUUUCAAGCUACAAAUGUUCUUCUGUUAUAAAUUUGGUUUUAUUCACCAUUGUUAGAAAUUUCUGGAGUCAUUCAUUAUUUAAAAGUAUAAAUAAUUAUUCAGUUAAUGCAGAUAGAAAAAGUAAUUUACUGUUAACAAAGCCAAAUCAAUGCUGUAAAAAUUUGUCAAAAAAUGCUACUUGGCGCAGUUUCUCUAAACGAUCUGCAGUUCCCAAAGACACAAGUUCUGAUGAAAAAUCGACAAUCAAUGAUGUUAAAUUACAAGUGAAAGGAAGCAGUCAAUCAUAUAUAUUUGAUGAAACUGUUGCAGGUGAGUCCCUGAUCUCUUCUCUUUAUUUUUCAUUCAAAGAAAUUUUUAAGAUCAUCUUUGCCAGAGAAUUGGAGAGUGUUAUUUAUUAAUUAGAUCAGAUGUGUGAUCAUGUGUCAAACAUAGUUCUUUUAUUAACUGGGUAUUUUUCUUUGCAUAAUGACAUAAAUAAAUACAAUGAGGUGCAUUUCUGUUCAAAAAUUUAAAAAAUGAAAUAAAUCAUUUAAAUGUCAUUAAGCAAAUGAAAGACUUCAGAAUUGAUAAAAUAUGCAGCAAAUUUAAAUAAAGUUAAAAAAUGGAACAGCAAUUUAUUUUUAAAGCUAUUUAACUUACAAGUACCUUUUUUUUAAUCUCGAUUUAUUCUUGCAUUCUUACCAUUUGAUGUGACCCCUUUUGAUUUUGCUUUUCAAAAUCUCAUUAGCACUUUUUUGGUAUCAUAUCCAGCAAAGAAAUCCUUCGUAUGCAAGCAUUUAUAUGUUUCAUUUCUACAUGAAAUGAUUAUAACUUAUUUGUUUCUUUCUCUUCUUUUUUUCUAGAAAAAUUAGUGACAACGAUUUUGAAGCAUAGAUUGCAUAAACAUACUCCCAUACUAGAAAUUAAUCCUGGUAAAGCACUAAGUUUUGUUCUAUGAAAAUAAAAAUUGUUAAAGGAGAAGUAAAAAUAACUAACUGCUAGUAAAGUUACUUAAUUUAAUUCUGCUUAAUAAUUAUAAAAUGAUUUGUAUGCACAUUUACAUUUUUUUUUAUCUGAUCUAUUUAUGUUUUAGGCCCAGGUUUGGUUAGCAGGGAGUUUCUAAAGCAAGGUGUUUCAAAAGUCAUCUCUUUGGAAACAAAACUAUAUUUCUCAUCUCUUUUAAAAGUAGGUUUUUAAAAAUAUUUAUAUGUCAUAAAGAUUUGUGUUGCUUAAUUUUUUUAUUGGAUUUGGGAGCUAAAUCCUUCUGAAAGUUAUUACUUUAUUUCUAAUUAAGAAAGUACUUUUUAAUUCUUCUUAAAAAAUGUACCUGUAUUAUUCCAAAUUCUCUUCACAUUGUUUUCACAUUCUUUUAUCCAUAAUUAUAUAGAUUUUGACGUCAUUUAAUAAUUUUUUUACUGGGGGGAAAUUAUUUUGUUGCUUGUAUCUUUAGAUGAAUAGAUUAAACAUGGGUCUGCCAACUUUUUUUUAAAGGGUAAAAUAUCAGGCAGUCAAGUAUCUGCAGGUCAAGUGGCAAACUUUCUUAAUUGGGGAGAGGCACUGAAUUUUUUUCAUGAAUGUCCAUUUGAAGAGCAGAUGGGGUCAUUCCUCAAUGAAAAUGAGUCACGUGUUCUUUCCUGUCUAUAUAGCUGUUAAAAUAAAUGUUUAUUUUCUUCUCCUCACAAAAUUAUCAUAUUUAGUUCGGGGAAAAAAUUCAUAGGAGUAGGUAGUAAAAAUUAGCCAUUUUUAUGUGUGCAAUUACACAAAAAACAUGCUUAGAGGCCGAUUUGUGCUAAUAAGGAGCCAUACUUUUUGUAAUAUACUAAUCUAACCUCAAAUAGUGUCAUGAAAUAGUAUAUUAUAUAAUAGCAUAUUAUUGAUGCCUAUAAAAGGAAAAGAUGUUAGUGCUAGUAAUAUAUAUUUAUGCGGCAAAUGGGGAUGGGUAUUACAGCUUUGGGUGAAAGGAGGUAUUGGUGUAAAUUUUAAAAUUACAACACACCAAUUAUCUUGUCUUUACAGGCAGUAGAAACAGAAUUUGGAAGUGAACGAUUUUACAUGUUCAAUUGGGCAAUGCUGAACUUGUAUUUGAAGCUACACAUUGAGAGAAGUGUUAGCGUCAGUAAUUACAAUAAGAAGGAAGCCUUAGUGGCAGAACUUUUGCAGGCUUCAUCAACAGAGGAAGCAAGAGGUAAGAAUUAUACUUGUUGGUUGCCCAGUAUAUAACUCCACAAGCAGUUUUAAGAUUAUGAAAUAAUUUAUUUGACAUCUAAUUCUUACACUCUAUAAACACAAUAAAAUAUUUUUAAAAUCCUUCAUCACAUUGUUUCAAUCUUACACAGACCGCAUUUGAUAUUUAUUUGAAAAGGUACCCCCUAACAAAUUUUAAUCAUCUUUUAAAUAUUUUUUAUUUCUCUCAUACUUUUUAAGUGAUGCUUAAUGAAUAGGGAAAUAAUUUAAAUAAUUAUAUAGGGGUUCCUCUGUGAUGAGCUGAGUUUAAUAAAUAAGACCCAAAUAAUUUGUGUUAGUAAAACAACAACUAAAAUUAAAGUAUUACUUUAAUGUUUAUAUUUUCAAAAUGUCAGAUUGUGUCAGUGGCAUACAAUAUAUUUAUUAAUUUUUUAAAAAUCCAAUGGGUACUUUUAUGAUCUAGCUUUGGAAUCUAAGGAAAAUUGUAUUACUACUAGGGGUUGCAAUCCGGGAUCCCGAAAUUCGAAAAUACCGGAAUACCGGACCAUAAUUGAUGCUUGAAAAUACCAGGAUUGGAUUUAUGAAAACCGGGAUUUUCGAUAAUCCUGGUAUUUCAUUUUUAAUUUUUAAAAAAUCGUUUUUCUUAGUUUCCACGUCGUAGUUAAAGCAAGACAUAUCAAUAAUUUAUGAGAUGUGCAAAUCACAUGCAUUACGUGUCUCAAGUUCAAAGAGAAAGUACAGAGUUUGUAAGUAAAUGUUUUCUUAUUAUUGACAAAUAAAUGAUUGGUAUAGUCAAAUGAAGAUUGAAUUUUGACUUCCAUUAAGAGUUUGUAUGGAAAUAAUAACACAUUGCACUCAAAUGACGGGGUCAACUUUUAAUAACAAAAAUGUUUGAUUGCUUGAUUUCUUUCAAAUCCGUUAUUUGAUAAUCAAAUACCUUAAGUUUAAGACACAGAAAAAUUAUGUUACUUCUGUUUUGUGAUAAAAAUAUUAAUAAUUUAAAUUCACCUCAUAAUUGAUUUUCGAGCUAUUUUGUCUCAGGCUGAAUGUCCCAGUUUGUCUGAACCGUACCUAGCCAAACAUUAAAACAUUUUUUUUAAAGUUUUGCAUGUCAAACAAAUUCAAUUGAAUUAAUACUUUUUUGUUCAAUCAUUUAUUUUCCCUUCAGGUUGAUAGAAAGAAAUGGGGGACCCUGAAAAAAAUAAACCUAAAUUUGAUAAGCAUAUGAAACUAUCGGAAACAAAGUGACUACUUGGACGCAUUUAUGAGGCCAGAUUGUGACCAGAUGCGAAAACAUACCGUAAAUAUUUAAAAAGCUUGGUCAGACAGCGGAUUCCUCGUUGGAAAUAUCUACGAGCAAUGAAAUUAAACAUCUUGGAUCUGAGCAUGAUGAACUUGAAGACACACUGCCCCUUAAGAGACAAUUUGAAAUUGAAAUACAAAAGAAACUUCAGGCUCUGGAUAAUACUUCCAGAUCAACGGAUGAAGACAUUGAUACAUUGGUAAAAAUAGAAAUGGCUUUAUUUGAGAAUGGCGGUUCAAGAGGAAAAUAUAUAAAAAUUGCGUAUGACAGCCUAUUCUCUAUUCUCCGACCAGUGGGUGUUCUCUUAAUCGGGUUACUUUUGUAACCAUUUGCGGUCAAAGUCAAGUGACCAAACAUUAUAUGUCAUAUUUACGAUUUCAUUAUUUAAAUUUUACCAAAGAUUAAAGCAACACCAAUUAUUUUAACAUUUGAUUAAUGAAACUAUUUAAAUUAAAAAGUAAAAAAUAUUAUUUUGUACGUUUGAUUAAAGUCUGAAGUUAAAUAUUUGUGUUACUGUUAAAAGCUUAUUAAAAAUCAAAUUAUGAUAUUUUUCUGAAUGUUUUUAUUUCAUUGAUAAAACCAGGGCCAGCGCUAGGGGGACGGCAAAGUGGGCUGCGCGUUGCCGUAGUAUAUUUAUAAUAUACCUAAGCCUACUAAGAGUAGUCAAUCCAGUCAACACAAUGUUCAGAAUUAUUCGAUAGACAUAUGUCUACAACGUGUCUUAAUAUCCUAUCGGCGGAAUAUAUAACGUCAACUGCCCCGCAAAAUUCAAUUUGCCCAAGACCCGCACCCUCCUAGCGCCGGCUCUGAUAAAUCCUCACCUAUAAUCUUGACUAAAAAUUCUCUAAAUAUCGAAAAUAUUGAAAAUACCGGGAUUCCGGUAUUCGUCAACUGCAAUAUCGAAAAUACCGGUUUUGCGACCCCUAAUUACUACAUCAGCAUGAGUCUUGAAUUUAUAGUAAAAAGAACAUAGAUUAUGAAAUAAGUUCAUGUUUUAUUAAGUUAAAUGUUUCUAAUCAUGGUUCUGAUAUUGUAUAAUAAUCACAGCACACAUUUAUUUGUAUUCACAGAUGUGCCAUAUAGUUUAUUUAAUAUUGGAGGAAAAGAUGAAAACAAUAGUUUUAUUUUCUACAUUAUUCGCAAUUUGCCAAAUGAUGAUCCCAUCUUAUUGCAAGGGAGAGUAGAAUUCUUUUUCAUGGCUCAUCCAAAGUUAAGAAAGGUUUGUUUUUGUUGAAAGUUCAUAGGGAUCUUAAUGUGUUUUGUAUUUUCCUGUGUUAGCUUCAUUAAGAGUUUAAAACUGUUACACAUAAUUUAUUUUUAAAAAUUUAAAUCAUUCAAUUUGAACAUUUUGAUUGCCAUGGUCAAUGUGUGCAUCAAGAAAAUUUUAGUUCAUACUAAUUAAAUUUGUUAAUAUAUUCUUUAGGUAUUUUCUUUAAAAAAAAUUAUAUGCUGAACAUCUUUUUCAGAAAUUGUUUUCCUGAUUUCAUAAUGCAUAUUAAAGACACAAAUAAACUCAUGCACCAUUAUGGAGACAUUUAUAUUUAUAUUUAAACCUCCUUUAUUUAUCAUAUUUAAUAGACAAAAAAAAAACUAAUCAGAAUUGAAAUUUUAGAAAAUCACCAGCCUGAAAAGUAUGAUGGAUGGGAAAGAAACAAACCAAGCUGCUAAUGCCAAAGAGAGACCAGAACCUUUCCACUACAGUUACAUCCAUGCUUUUGUAUACCUACUUUACGAUAUUGAAUUUAUUGAAGAGGUAUGACUUUUAUUGCAUAAUUGUCAGUGCUGAUAGUCUAGAAUAAGAAUCUUAGGGCCUCAACUCCAGGGCCAACACUAUGACAUCAUAGUUCUUGAAAAUUUUUACCAUUGUGGGGGAAAAAAUAAAAAUGGAGAAAAAUGAGGUUUAAAAAAAAAACAAUUUUGAAAAUGGAACAAUCUAAAUAUUGAGAAUCUGAUUAAGUUACUAUUGGCUCUGAUGCCAGCCAUAAGUGUCCAACUCAGCAACUUAUGGCUGUUUUAUCAUUAAAUUUUUUGACAUGAUGAAAACAUUUUUUUUUUUUUUUAAAGGGUCAGUAUGGUGCAAUAAAAAAAAAAUUAUGAAAUGUUUUUUUACUUAUUAUCCUUUGCUUUGUUGAGAAAUAUCGAUUCAAUUAUAGGUUUUAUUCAUCUAGGGUUUGCUUGUAAAGUUUCUCAUCUUAAUUGUAUUUCUUUCUUAGUUCAUAACUGUGAUGUCUAAUUUUUAAUUUUGAAAACAACUUAACUUAUAAAAGCAGUUUUACCAAUACAAAUUUUUUUAAUGUUCAAGGACAUAAUUCCUGUCCCUAUUCUUAAAAAAUAGUUAUUGAGAUAUUUUAUUUUGUUACAUUUUAAAAAAAACAAAUAUUAAGACAAUAAAUCAGUGAUAAAUUUUAGAAUUAUACAAAAAAAUGCUAUUUUCGUAUUAAAGCUGAAUGAAUGUGCUCUUUUCAGUUUGAUUCCAACAGUUUUGUUCCUUCAUUUAGCGCCUUAAAAAGCAUUCAGGUAUUUUUUAUGGGUGUUUUAUCAUGACAUUUUUUGACAUUUACAUCUGCUUAAACCCUAUUGUGAUGUUUGAAAAUACUAUGUGGCAGCACCCAUGGGCUAUAAACCAAGUAACAUGACAUUUAUGGCGGAGUCUUUCCUAUUUAAUAAGUUAACAGAUUAAAGUAUAUGUUACCAAUUCAUGGCAUGUUCAUAGUUAUUAAUGUUUGCCAUGUCUAUCUAGGGGUGUCUGUUGCUACAUUGGAAAUAAAAGGUUAACAAGAUUGGAUAGCAUGUAAAUUACUAUCAGAAUAUUUUAAUAACAAUUCUAGAAGUGCAAAUAAAUCAGUUUAGAAUUUUAUAUUACUAUUAUUUUUAAUAAUACACUUCAUGCUACAGAUUUCACAACGUAAGGAAAUAAUAAUGUGUUAACAAAUUUAUAACAAUUCUUCUCCUAAGGAUAAAAACCUGGAUACCACAAAACGGGUUCUAACUAAAAUGCAGCUUAAGAAAAAUAUCAAUGAUAUUUUGCCCAUAGAACACCAUGUUCCAUUUCUCAGCUUUCUUCGACAACUUUACAAAAAGAAGCUUUCCCGCACAAUACCGACAAUGGAGUAAGUGCUUCACUUUAAACUUUAUGCCUGUGGAUGGUGUGGAACUUUGAAAACAAAUGUAUACAUUAAUAUCUUUACCUAUCCAAGUGGAAACUUCAAGUUGGGAAACUUGAAAUGCUUUUCCUCUUAUUAUCUUAAUCGUUUUUUAAAAGCUAUUAUCAGAUAUUUAUCAGCAUUUAACUUAAACAUCUUUAGACGUGCAGCAAGUGUAAAAGUUAUAAUCUCAGAUUUUAACCCCAUAGACUUCCCUUUUUUUUUUACAGAAUGUUGUUACCUGGAUGUGGACUGCGAAUGUUAAGUCUCGGCUACACCAUGAUGGAUUUCAUUAUCACCACUAGACCUGAACAUUUUCUCAACUUAUAUAAGGUAUUAAUUAUAUUUUAAAAAAUAUUUCCUUUACACUAAUUUUUUUAAAACAUUUCAUUUUCAUUUGCCAGAUACAGCUUAGUGGGAAUAAGUUGUUAAAAAUAAUUAAAUUUUUCUUUAUUUGACAUCAAUGCAAAUAUAUUGUUAAAAGGUAUUUAAAAAAUAAAAUUUUUGUAUUAAUCCAAUUUAACAGGAAAUAAAAUGGUUCUUCAGAAUGACAAUUUAACAUCUUUAAAAGUUAAUCUUUGAAUUAUUAAAUUUCAAAAUAAAAAAUAAUCUUCACUAUCAGAAUUUGCCAAAAUUUAGUUUAUUCUGUUUCUCCAGCUUUUGAUAGAUUGGCCAGAGUAUAAAAUAUCUCCUCUGAGAAGUCACAUCCUAUUGAAGACCACUGGUGGGCCGGAACAUGGAGAGUUGGAAGAAGAGAAUGAUCACAAUGACACUAGAUAACAGCAGCUUUACUUAAAUAUUUAUUGAUUAUGGUGCUAUAGAUGAGGUCUUCUGCCUAAGUAAAAUUCCAAAAAUUUGAAAAAUGCAAAAUGAAAUUCAAGACAGAUGCUUUGUAAAAACAGAUGCAAAUAAAACUUCAAACAUCUCAAGAAACCUGAAUUGUAAUGAUAGAGUAUUAUAAAUACUCUGUUACGAGACAGUACUGUAAAUUGUUUUCAAAUUGGCUUCCUAUUCCUAGUUCCAUUAUUAAAAAAUGUGAUCUCAAAAAAAGGGUUUAAAUAAAAUACCAAUACAGUUUAGUUCUUUUUUCUGGCUAGAUAUUCACAGUAUUCAUUCAUUGUGAGUAUAUUUUAAAAUAAAAGUAAAACUGAAUGUGAAAAUGUAUGUGUUUAUGUAAUCUUAUUUUUUCACCACUGAUGGGGACUGUCUGAAGUUGUUUUUUUUCCCAACAUGUUAUAAAUGUAUGCAUGCUGCUUAUCUCCCCUGGACCAUUUACCCACUUAAUGGGUAUGAAUAAUGUAUUGAAAUUAAAAACUUGAAGCUUUAGUUUUGAACCUUAACUUAAAGAAACAAAAGCUCAUUUUAUGUUCAGAAACAUAUACUUCAAGAAUUCUAAUUAUUGAUAAAGAUGGUAACUAUUUUCUAAAAGUUUAAGUUGUUAUGUUUUGACAUCUGGACCAUUUAAACAUGGUUUAAAGCAGUGUUUCCCAACCUUUUUUGUGUCAUGCCCCACCUAAGCCCUUAUAAAAUUCCCCCCCCCCCCUUUUCCCGUAUCAUUUACAUAAUUUUAGAUAUUCAAAAAAAAUAGGGUUGUUUACUGAAGAAACUUAAAUGAUAGGUUUUAGGAAGAAAUCACUAGGAAAUUGGUAAGGAAACUUAGUAAGUAAAUUUUUAAUGCAUGCCUAUUUUAAAUUGAGACUUUAACGAUUCUCCUUUUAGAGCACAAGUUAAAUCAUAGUAGACCAUUGGUUUUCAAAUUCUGUACAGCUCAUUUUUGACUUGCCCUUCUAAACACUCAAAUUGCCCCCCUGUGGGUUAGGGUUAGGCCCCACGUAGGGAAACACUGAUUUAGAGUUAAAGGCUUUUUAAAAUUUGUCAACAUUCUAGCCCACCUUGUUAAUGAUUGAAGUUUAGACCUUUUUUUUUUUCCCAACUCACUCUUAUAGGGAGGCGCAGAACUAACUACAUCAAAAUAUUUGGGUUAGAAUUUUACAGUUGAAAUUGUAUUUUACCCUUCUCCAUUACAGGUGUCUUGAAGUACUGUCUUGAGACAUUCAGUUUUGCUUCUUAUUUCAGUUACUUUACUUCUUGCUUCCUUUGAACAAACAUUGUUUUGGCCCUUACUUUGAUUAUUUCAUUUGCCUGUCUCUGGUUUCACACCUCUCCCCUAACCACACACACACCACUCAGGUGGAGCUUUGAGCCUGCUACCAUCACCACCUCACACACACACAAGAAGAAGUUAUGGCUCCACUGUUGUUAUGCAUAUUUUGUUACAGAUUUUAUUUAUCGGUUUAUGUUGAGUUGACCUGCAGUGAGGCUGUGCAAGGUUGUGCUCAGAGAUUAUGUUCAAUACUUGUAGACUUGUAUGAUCAGCUGUAAGUCAAAAAAUAACUCUAAAUAAAUGGAUUGAAUAAUU